Molecule: messenger RNA, 1896 nt
Organism: Podospora anserina S mat+
Lineage: Eukaryota; Fungi; Ascomycota; Sordariomycetes; Sordariales; Podosporaceae
Exons: 3
Coding region: 1-1896 (631 amino acids)
Biological process (GO): positive regulation of transcription by RNA polymerase II
Cellular component (GO): nucleus
Molecular function (GO): sequence-specific DNA binding; DNA-binding transcription factor activity
Source: RefSeq, a predicted model, not a curated record
AUGCAAAGUGGAACGGAGAUGUACUACCAACCGGCACCUCAUAUGUCUACCGGCCAACAGCCGCCCCCGCAGACUGUCACUUCUCACUACGGCCAACAACAACCACCUCUGUUACACCCAGGUCCUCCUCAAUACUCCCCAGCUCCCUAUGGAAGUCAGUACGGUUACGGAAAUGGCCUUGCCUCUCCGCAGACAGGACCGCCCUCGGUGUCAAACCCGAUGGGUGGUGGUCAGCCAGUCCUCCCUCUCCCCGGCGUGAACCAGCCAGGCAUGCCCAACAACGCAUACACGGCCGGCUUCGACACGACUGGCCAAGUCGCGCCACCGGGCAUGAAACCCCGCGUGACAGCAACGCUUUGGGAAGAUGAGGGCAGCCUGUGCUUCCAGGUCGAGGCUCGCGGCAUCUGCGUCGCCCGCAGAGAAGACAACCACAUGAUCAACGGUACCAAGUUGUUGAACGUGGCAGGAAUGACACGUGGGAGACGCGAUGGUAUCUUGAAAAGCGAGAAGGUCAGACAUGUGGUCAAGAUUGGCCCCAUGCAUUUGAAGGGUGUCUGGAUCCCAUUUGACAGAGCUUUGGAGUUUGCCAACAAGGAGAAGAUCACCGAGCUUUUGUACCCCCUAUUCGUGCAUAACAUCAGCUCCCUGCUUUAUCACCCUGCGAACCAAAGUCGGGCCAACCAGGUUUUGACCGCGACGGCAGAGCGCCGGAAGCAGGAUAGUCUGCGCGCAGGUCAACCACCAAAUGGCCUGCCGUCUAUUCAGCAGCAGCCGCAGCACCACCAUCACUCGAUGUCCCUUCCCGGUCCUCAACCUCCUCUCCCAUCGCAUUCCAGCAUGGGCCGCCCCUCGAUUGAUCGCGCGCACCCCUUCCCCACCCCUCCCACCAGCGCUUCCAGUGUGAUGGGUCCUAUGGGUGCCUCUGAGAACUUUCAAUGGAGCCAGCAGAGCAUGAACAACGGCCAGACGAGUCAGAUCUCGAUUGACACCACUUUGAGCAACAAUGCCCGGUCGUUGCCCAACACACCUGCGACCACGCCUCCCGGGUCUACCCUUCAAAGCAUGCAGAAUUACCCCCCGGUCAGCCAACCAUAUGACAGCUCGCGCCAAAUGUACCAGGCACCGCCCCCGCAACAGUCCUCAUACACUUCUGCGAACUCCAGCACCCAGGAAAGAUCCAUCUACGGCCAGUCCAACUACGUAAAAACUGAAAUGGCCCCCCCAGCCGGUCGCGCCACAGGCCAGGGAAACGAGCAGGGUGACUCGAAGCCGCAGAAUGGGCUGAUGCACGGCGAAAACCAACCUGCCUCUGGACAGGAAGAGGAAGCCGACCACGAGCAUGACCCCGAGUACACUCACGACAGCGGGGCCUAUGACGCAAACCGCAACUCGUACAACUACAGCAACCCCCAAGUGGCCUCGUUACCAAACGACCACGCUCAUCUGUCUCCCGAGAUCUCUGGUUCUCCCCACCAAGCUGGUUCCGGAAGAGCGACUCCUAGGACCGCCGCUGCCCCGCAAUCAUACUAUGCCCAGCAAGGUUACCACACACCACCGCGCGCACCCGGUCAACCGUCAAGCAAUCUCUAUAGCGUGAUGAGCAGCGACCGCAAUGCUCCCAACGGAACCAACGGCAGUGACGUCUAUGCCAGCCAGCCGGACAUGAACUCGAUGUCAAACGGCUAUGCGCCCCAACCACCAGUGCUGAACGGCUCAACGUCCUUGAAGCGCGGUAGAGACGACGAUGACGACAGACCGAGCAGCGGCGGUGGCGGCAUGUCAAUGGACAUGAAGAGACGCAAGAUGCUUGAUGGCAGCGGGUCGAUGCCAUCACCCACUUUCAACCCCCCCAUGGCGCAACCUGCUUCUACCAUUCCUUCACAAAGACGGAGGUAA